This is a messenger RNA of Parnassius apollo (apollo), 1050 nucleotides long. NCBI's taxonomy places the organism in Eukaryota, Metazoa, Arthropoda, Insecta, Lepidoptera, Papilionidae. The record is from the annotation of a GenBank genome assembly.
UUGAAGAAACACUACGCGAAUAUAGAAGUAAUACUGAAAUGGUCGAACGCCACACCAAUCCGAAAACGUGGAGGUAUUGGGUAUGUUUGCUGCUACUGUUCCGAGGAAUGCGCGGAUCCUGCUCAACUGAAAAAACAUACAAUCUACCAACAUAAAGGCACAAGCAUUUAUAAAGCAAGCUUCGCAAGCAGGCGCGAGCUAAAGGCAUUCUAUGUUAAAUUAGAUAUAACCUCACUACGAUGUGACAUUUGCGGUCACAAUGUCAAUACUCUUGAAGAUAUCAUUGAUCAUCUAAAGACUACGCAUAACAUAUUCAUGCACACUGAUAUCAUCCAUCAAUGGAUCCCUUUCAAGUUUGAAUCCGAAACGUUGCGUUGUUACAUUUGCUCAAGUGAAUUUAGUAGAUUUAAAAUGCUCUUGGAGCACAUGCAUAAACAUUUUAGAAAUUUCAUUUGCGACAUUUGCGAAUCAGGCUACGUCAAUUUGAAGCAACUAAUGACCCACUUGACUUGUCACACGACUGGCUCAUUCCAGUGCGACUAUUGUUCGAAAACGUUCAACACGCUCAAGAAGAAGAAGUCGCACGAGAAAUCCGUCCACACGCACCCGAACGAGAUGCGAAACAAAUGCGGCUUCUGCGCCGAGACCUUUAAGAGCUUUCACCAGAAAGAGAAUCAUCUAAAAGAGGUGCACGGUAUCAGUUCUGAGGUACGCUGUCAGGCUUGCAAUAAAACUUUCGCGAAGCCGAAGUCUUACGGCAUACAUGUGAGAAGGGAUCACCUGAUGGAGAGACGGCACGCGUGCAAUGAAUGUGAUAUGAAAUUUUUCUCGAACUACGAUUUAAAAUUUCACAAAAUGACGCACUCGAAAAUAAAGAAGUUCCAGUGCGGAAUUUGUAGCAAGUUUUACGUGCGGAAAACGACAUUGAGGGAGCAUAUGCGAAUACACGCCGAUGACAGGCGAUACAAGUGUGAACACUGUGGUAGGGCCUUUGUCCAGAAGUGCAGUUGGCGCGGGCACAUGCUUACAAAGCACGGCGAAAGAGUCUGA